GAAGUAGACUUUAGAGGAAGAAGUAGUAAGACGCUUGGAGAUAAACAGCGUUUCUUGAGAUUCUGGGUGCGGGUUCACAGAAGCUUAGGUAGUCUGUGUUAGCUAGGAGAAACUCAAGAGGUUUCAGUCACCUCUCAGGAAGGAGCUCCUUCUCUGCUGAGCCCGAUCUGAUUUUGGUAGGGCAGGGGGUGGCAGGAUCUGGAUUUGGUAGGUCAGGAUGAAUGAACCGCGGGCCUUCUGCUAACAGUCCCUUUGAGAAAUCAGGUCUACGCUCUUCAGCAGUGGGGACCUGGAGAAGAGCUGACGCUUUAGUUGCUUAUCAUGGCCCAGCGGGCAGUGUGGCUCAUAAGCCACGAACCAGGAACUCCACUUUGUGGCACCGUCAGGUUCUCCAGAAGAUACCCAACUGUUGAAAAACGAGCCAAAAUCUUCAAUGGAGCAAGUUACGUGCCUAUACCUGAAGAUGGUCCCUUUCUUAAAGCACUGCUCUUCGAACUUAGGUUAUCGAAUGAUGAUAAGGACUUUGUUCAGAGUCGUGAUAGCUGCUCACACAUCAACAAAACUUCUGUCUAUGGACUCCCACUAGGAGGUGAAGAACUCUGGCCAGUUGUUGCUUUCCUGAAGAAUGACAUGAUAUAUGCUUGUGCUCCACUUGUUGAACAAGUGUUAGCCCCUCGUCCCACAUUAAUUAGUAUCAGUGGAAUUUCACAAGGCUUUGAACUACUUUUCGGGAUGCAGGAUUUUCUUUACUCAGGUCAAAAAAGUGACACUGAGCUAAAUACAAAAUUGAACCAAUUGUCAGAUUUGCUUCUACAGACUUGUCCAUUUGGUACUUUGUUAGAUGCCAAUUUACAGAAUUCAUUAGAUAGUAUUAAUUUGGCUUCUGUAAUUCAGUCACAAAAGCAGCCAGCCUGGAAAACUGGAACAUACAAAGGAAAGCCACAAGUUUCUAUUUCUAUCACUGAAAAGGUCAAAUCCAUGCAGUAUGAUAAACAGGAUAUAGCAGAUACAUGGCAAGUUGUGGGAGCUGUCACUUGCAAGUGUGAUUUAGAAGGAAUCAUGCCAAAUGUUACCAUCAGCUUGAGUCUCCCCACCAAUGGAUCUCCACUUCAGGAUAUACUAGUUCAUCCUUGUGUGACUUCUCUUGACUCUGCCAUUCUGACUUCGAGCAGUAUUGAUGCAAUGGAUGAUUCUGCAUUUAGUGGCCCUUACAAGUUUCCUUUCAGUCCACCUUUGGAAUCAUUCAACUUAUGCUACUAUACUUCCCAGGUCCCUGUCCCACCAAUUUUGGGUUUUUACCAAAUGAAAGAAGAAGACAUACAAUUAAAGAUAACAGUUAAUUUAAAACUUCAUGAAAGUGUGAAAAAUAAUUUUGAAUUUUGUGAAGCUCAUAUGCCUUUUUACAAUAGAGGUCCAAUCACACAUGUGGAAUACAAAGCUAGUUUCGGCCAACUUGAAGUAUUUCGAGAGAAAAGCUUAUUGAUCUGGAUUAUUGGACAGAAGUUCCCCAAAUCAAUGGAAAUUAGUCUUUCUGGAACAAUAACUUUUGGGGCCAAGAGCCAUGACAAACAGCCAUUUGACCAGAUUUGCAUUGGAGGUACAGCGUAUUUAAAGCUUCAUUUUAAGAUCUUAGAUUACACUCUCACUGGGUGUUACGCAGAUCAGCAUUCGGUUCAAGUUUUUACAUCAGGAAAACCAAAGAUAAGUACACACCGGAAACUAGUUUCUUCUGACUAUUACAUCUGGAAUUCUAAGGCCCCUGCUCCAGUAACAUAUGGAUCAUUAUUACUAUAACUCUCUCAUGUUUAAGUGCGACUUAUACAAACUGACAUAGCUUAAAUUAAAUCACUCUUUUGUUUUUAAUAUAUAUGUAUAUAACCCAUCAGUAAAAAGCAAUUAUUGAAUCAUUUACUAAUAAAAGGCUCCAUUUUCAUGUUUUUAGCCUGCUAUGGUUUGAAAGAACAUUUUAAAGACUAAUGUCUCCAAUUUGUUUCCUUUUUAUUUUACUCAAAUAUGAGUCAGCACAUUAAACAGUGUAGGCUUAUUUCAGGCUAGUCCUUGAUGUCCCUGCCUUACAUGUUCUGCCCAUGUGGCAGACAUGACUAAUCGAUCAGAGCCUCUUUGUCCUCUUUAAGUCUCCUGGGUAGAGGCUCAGGAUCUUUAGUACAUACAACAACUCCUGAUGGAAUAUGGUUGAUAUGCAAGAUAAAAAAAACUUUGCUUUCCCAACCUCAGUACAAAAUUCCUAGUGCAAUGUGUUGUUAUAGAAUACCAUAGACCACAUUAGAAACAACUGUAUAUAAAUUCCUGAAAAAAGAGCCAAGGAAAAUAGUUUAAACAGUAAUCUUCUUAAUCAAAAUUAUUUAUUGGCUAAUAACCCUUCUAUUUAAGAUGUUUUUGUUUUAGAAUGACUUUUCGGAUAAGCUUAUUAAUCUGCCAUAAUAACAUUUCGCUUACAAUGUCAGUAAGCACAUUAAGAUGGACGGGAUACCGUCAGAAGAUGAACAGAGUAUUUUGUAAUCCCUUAAUGUCUGUAGCUAAAUUUUUAAAUAUAAAUUUACAUAUAUUUCUUGCCUGUGUUUUAUCAUAUUGAUAUUAAUGAAUAAAUGCAGAU
This is a messenger RNA of Condylura cristata (star-nosed mole), 2614 nucleotides long. RefSeq names its product adaptor-related protein complex 5, mu 1 subunit (gene AP5M1). Gene Ontology annotation, cellular component: AP-type membrane coat adaptor complex; lysosome; cytosol. Bases 322 to 1794 code for a protein of 490 amino acids. The transcript has 8 exons. NCBI's taxonomy places the organism in Eukaryota, Metazoa, Chordata, Mammalia, Eulipotyphla, Talpidae. The record is from RefSeq and is a predicted model, not a curated record. Gene Ontology annotation, biological process: endosomal transport.